Acinonyx jubatus (cheetah) is the source of this 4483-nucleotide messenger RNA. RefSeq names its product integrator complex subunit 3 (gene INTS3). Gene Ontology annotation, cellular component: cytoplasm. The transcript has 30 exons. The coding region runs from base 590 to 3712 and encodes 1040 amino acids. Lineage: Eukaryota; Metazoa; Chordata; Mammalia; Carnivora; Felidae. The record is from RefSeq and is a predicted model, not a curated record.
CGCCCUCAGCCUCCCCGCCCCCCGCCCUUCCACCAUGGCCGCCUCUGUGUGGUGUGGGGUGAAGCUGGUCCUCCGUGUCCACCUAUAGCGCGCACUGCCUCACCCUCACCCCUGGGGGCCGGAUCCCAAGAAGCCUCGCUCCCCAACCCUUGGGGCACCAGCCAGGAAGGUUUCCUACCCCUACUUCAGGGGCAGGAGUCCGCUUUCCCCCACCUCCUGAGGCAGGAACUGAGGGUUUGCCCUGUUUCUCUUAGGGUCGGGAGUCAGAAAGGGCUCCCCUUCCACUUCAGGGGCGGAAGCCUCCCCUCCCUUUCCGUAGGUGCAGACCCCUACCCCGGCAUACUCAGGAGCUGGCGGCCUUUCCCCAGCACUGCCACUGCAGAGACAGGAUCUAGAGGGCCGUCCGCCUUCGCCUCCUCCACAGGAGCGGCCUUUGGGAGAGGAGGGCGGGGUGGACAGGACAGGGACCCUUCCCUCCCCUGCCCCACUCCCCCCUCUUGCCCCCAGGUCCUGGCAACCCAGAGUUCCUCAUCUCUAGGACUUCCCACCCGUCCACCCCCUGGCCUCUUCCCGUCUCCUGGCAGCAGCCAUGGAGAUACCGAAGGGAAAGGGGGCAGCAGCAGCUGCUGCUUCGGGAGCAGCGGGAGGUGGAGGAGGAGCGGGAGCAGGAGCCCCAGGAGGGGGGAGGCUGCUACUUUCAACCAGUUUGGAUGCCAAGGAUGAGUUAGAGGAGAGGUUAGAAAGAUGUAUGAGCAUUGUGACAUCGAUGACUGCUGGUGUCUCAGAGAGGGAGGCCAACGAUGCCCUCAACGCCCACGUGUGCAAAGGCCCCCCCCAGCAUGAGGAAAUCUGCCUAGGCCUCUUCACCCUUGUCCUCACCGAACCUGCCCAAGCUCAGAAGUGUUACCGGGACUUGGCUCUGGUGAGUCGCGACGGCAUGAAUAUUGUCCUGAACAAGAUCAACCAGAUACUUAUGGAGAAGUACCUGAAGCUGCAGGAUACCUGCCGUACUCAGUUGGUGUGGUUGGUGCGGGAACUAGUGAAGAGUGCGGUUCUGGGAGCUGACGGUGUGUGCAUGACGUUCAUGAAGCAGAUUGCUGGUGGAGAUGUUACUGCAAAAAAUAUCUGGUUGGCAGAGAGUGUCCUGGAUAUCCUGACAGAGCAGAGGGAAUGGGUGUUGAAGAGCAGCAUCCUCAUCGCCAUGGCUGUUUACACGUACCUCCGCCUCAUCGUCGACCACCACGGAACUGCCCAGCUCCAGGCCCUGCGGCAGAAGGAGGUGGACUUUUGCAUGUCGCUGCUUCGCGAACGGUUCAUGGAAUGUUUGAUGAUUGGCCGGGACCUCGUACGACUACUUCAGAAUGUUGCCAGGAUACCAGAAUUUGAACUGCUUUGGAAAGAUAUUAUCCAUAACCCUCAGGCCUUAAGUCCUCAGUUCACAGGUAUCCUGCAGCUUCUUCAGUCCAGAACGUCCCGAAAAUUCCUGGCAUGUCGUCUAACCCCAGAUAUGGAGACUAAGCUCCUCUUCAUGACCUCCCGGGUGCGGUUUGGGCAGCAGAAGCGCUACCAGGAUUGGUUCCAGCGCCAGUACCUGUCAACCCCAGACAGUCAGUCUCUGCGCUGUGACCUCAUUCGCUACAUCUGUGGGGUCGUCCACCCUUCUAACGAAGUGCUGAGUUCAGAUAUCUUGCCCCGAUGGGCCAUCAUCGGCUGGCUCCUGACAACGUGCACGUCAAAUGUCGCUGCCUCCAAUGCCAAGCUGGCUUUGUUUUACGACUGGCUGUUCUUUAGCCCAGACAAGGAUAGCAUUAUGAACAUAGAACCAGCCAUCCUGGUCAUGCACCACUCCAUGAAGCCACACCCAGCCAUUACUGCCACACUCCUGGACUUCAUGUGCCGUAUCAUUCCCAACUUCUAUCCACCUUUGGAGGGCCACGUGCGACAGGGUGUCUUCUCCUCCCUCAACCACAUUGUGGAGAAACGGGUCUUGGCGCAUCUGGCUCCCCUGUUCGACAACCCCAAGUUGGAUAAGGAGCUGCGGGCAAUGCUGAGGGAGAAGUUCCCUGAGUUCUGCAGCUCACCCAGCCCUCCUGUGGAAGUCAAACUUGAGGAGCCGGUUUCCGUGGAAAUGGACAACCACAUGUCAGACAAGGAUGAGGGUUGCUACGACAACGCGGAGGCAGCCUUCAGUGACGACGAGGAGGACCUCAGCAGCAGAGGAAAGAAGAGGGAGUUCCGCUUCCAUCCUAUCAAGGAGACUGUCGUGGAGGAGCCAGUGGAUAUCACCCCGUAUCUUGACCAACUGGAUGAGUCCUUAAGGGACAAAGUGCUCCAGCUCCAGAAGGGGAGUGACACCGAGGCCCAGUGUGAGGUCAUGCAGGAAAUCGUGGACCAGGUUCUGGAGGACGACUUUGACUCGGAGCAGUUGUCCGUCCUUGCUUCCUGCCUGCAGGAACUCUUCAAAGCCCACUUCCGAGGGGAGGUGUUGCCUGAGGAGAUCACUGAGGAGUCCCUGGAGGAGUCUGUGGGAAAGCCUCUCUACCUAAUAUUUAGGAACCUGUGCCAGAUGCAGGAGGACAACAGCAGCUUCUCUCUGCUUCUGGACCUCCUGUCCGAGCUGUAUCAGAAACAGCCCAAGAUUGGCUAUCACCUGCUGUACUACUUGAGGGCCAGCAAAGCCGCUGCUGGGAAGAUGAACCUGUAUGAGUCCUUUGCCCAGGCCACCCAGCUGGGCGACCUGCACACCUGCCUGAUGAUGGACAUGAAGGCCUGUCAGGAGGACGACGUGCGGCUGCUGUGCCACCUCACGCCCUCCAUCUACACAGAGUUUCCAGAUGAGACCUUGCGGAGCGGCGAGCUGCUGAACAUGAUCGUGGCUGUUAUUGACUCUGCGCAGCUCCAGGAGCUGGUCUGCCAUGUGAUGAUGGGGAACCUGGUUAUGUUUCGAAAGGACUCAGUCCUCAAUAUUCUCAUCCAGAGCCUGGACUGGGAGACCUUUGAGCAGUACUGUGCCUGGCAGCUCUUCCUGGCCCACAACAUCCCCCUGGAGACCAUAAUCCCCAUCCUGCAGCACCUCAAAUACAAAGAGCACCCAGAGGCCCUGUCUUGCCUGUUGCUUCAGCUCCGAAGAGAGAAGCCCAGCGAGGAGAUGGUGAAGAUGGUGCUGAGUCGGCCGUGCCACCCCGACGACCAGUUCACCACCAGCAUCCUGCGGCACUGGUGCAUGAAGCAUGAUGAGCUGCUGGCCGAGCACAUCAAGUCCCUGCUCAUCAAGAACAACAGCCUCCCACGCAAGAGGCAGAGCCUGAGGAGCUCCAGCAGCAAGCUGGCCCAGCUGACCCUGGAGCAGAUCCUGGAGCACUUAGACAACCUUCGUCUCAACCUGACCAACACCAAGCAGAACUUUUUUAGCCAGACCCCGAUUCUGCAGGCCCUGCAGCACGUGCAGGCAAGCUGUGAUGAGGCCCACAAGAUGAAGUUCAGCGAUCUCUUCUCCCUGGCUGAGGAAUACGAGGACUCGUCCACCAAGCCACCCAAGAGCCGGAGGAAAGCAGCUCUGUCCAGCCCCCGCAGCCGCAAGAACGCCACCCAGCCGCCCAACGCCGAGGAAGAGUCCGGCUCCAGCAGUGCCUCCGAGGAAGAAGACGCAAAACCGAAGCCCACCAAGCGGAAACGGAAAGGGUCCUCUGCAGUGGGGUCUGACAGUGACUGAGCCCUGUGUCUCCCAUCCCAACCCUGGUCAGACUGCCCUCCUCCCCUUGGUGUUUCGGAGGUUAAUAAGGGCUGGGGAGAUGGUGGGGAGACGCUCUGUCCCCCAGCCCAAAGUUCACCUGGUGGGAAGGACGCGCUGCCGCCUCUGGCUCAGGCUUGAGAAGCCGCCGUGCAGCCCCAGCCCCUGCCCGCUUCCUCUCCAGGGGCCUCCGGCCCCAUCACACUGCUGCUCCUACCCACUCACAUCCCGCUGAAGCCAGAGGCUUCUGGAAACCUGGCCCGUGCGGCUCUUCCACCCCUGCCCCUCCCCAGCCUCCCAAAGAGAAGAGAAAUGGCAGAUGGGGCUGCUGGCCAGAGAGGCCAGGUAUGGGAAUGAAGAAAGGUGUGUGGGUGCCCCUUCCCACGCUACCCAUCAGGCCCUGAUUUGCCCUGAACACGCAUUUCAUAGUUGCCCUCUGUCCUCCUGCGUGCGGUGGGCAUUUCGUCAGUGACAUGGUCCGCCUGCCUGUUCUUAACAUGGGGCAGGUGCCGCAAGAGUUCAGGCAGGGACCAGAGAGGGAGGCCGCGGCCCCACCGGCCUAGAAGCUUGUGUUGACCUGAUGUUGGCACCCCAGGCUGGGCCAGAGCCCUGGGACUCCCUAGAGGGAGCCAUGUCCACAGAACUGUCAAAUGGUCCUAUUUCCUUGGCUCUGUCUGUUUUGUUUUGUUUUGUUGGCAGAGAUAAUCGCGUUUUAAAAGUUUUUAAAUGACAAUAAAACAAGCCAGAACCUCA